Molecule: messenger RNA, 1917 nt
Organism: Cladocopium goreaui
Lineage: Eukaryota; Dinophyceae; Suessiales; Symbiodiniaceae
Source: the annotation of a GenBank genome assembly
AUGUCACUGUCGAGAUCUACAUCUCAUGGCAGUAGUUCUUGCAGUUCGGUCAUCAAAGCACUUCGAUGGCUAUUGAAAUCAGCAGAGGUUGGAUGUUUACAGGUGGUGCAUUCAGUUCUUAUUGGAACCUUUCUGAACCAGAAGGCGCCCAGGGAUAGGAAACAAGCACCUCCUCUGCCUCUGUGGGCAUUGGUGCAGUGGGAGCGUCGUGUGCUCAUGUCCAACUGCACGGUAUUAGAAAUCAUUCUACUGGGUACAUUUUUAUUGAUGGCCUGGGGAUCCCUUCGUUUUUCCGAUGCGCAAAGGUUAGACCUCCAAAAAAUCAUCUAUCACGAUGGUACCAUGCGAGGGGUGAUAUGGCGCUCCAAGACAGCAGUCAGCGGCAUGCCCCUAGCAGUGGCGGCGGAGGGUUUCCUCAGCAAAGGCUCCCACAACUGGCUGUGGAAGUUCUUGACCGUUUUGGAUACGGUAUUGGCCAAAUCAGGCCUCUCCGAUGUUGAUUUUCUUCUUCCACUGAUGGAUGAGGAUGGACCAGUUUAUCCAUUGCAACCGAUGGAUUAUGCUACAGCGUUAUUUUAUUUACGGAAAUUUUUGGGUUGCCCCUGGAGUCAACGACCAGACCCCUUGCAGCAUUUGAAGUUGAACUUCACUUUGCACUCCCUCAAAGCGACGUUAUUGUCGUGGGGACCACAGCUGCAUGAGAAGGUUACCCCUGAACAGCGUUUGUCUCAGGGACACCAUUCGGAUCCCAAUAGCAGUUUGGACACAUACUCACGUGACGUGGUGUGGACGUCCUUGACGUAUCAGCGCAAGAUGAUACAAGAGGUUCAGAGUGGAUGGCGUCCAGCCAUUGCCCAGCAUCGGGGUAGAAUGGUCGUCUUCUACUCCUUUGUCAGUAUUCCAAAAGGCGUGCCUCCGCACGGCAUUUCAGCGAUGAAACAAAAAUUCAUGGCCAACUAUCCAUCGGAGUUGAUCCAUGCAGACCUUUUUCCGUCGACCAGAUUUGUGAGCCUGGUUCAUGACCAGCUCUCCAAGAAGGUUUGGAAAUGGGUGCCAUGGAAGUAUCGCAUCUCGCUCACCAGGUUCAUGAUCGGGCCAUUGCCUUGUGCCAAGGGCAAGGUCCAAUGGCUCACGGAGAUUCAAAGGGAUGGUGGUUUCAAGCAACUCUGCAUGCGAUAUCAGGUGGGCAAGUGUCAGACUCCCAACUGUUUCACCAUGCAUGAUCCAUUCAAUGAGAUUGACUCCGUGGAGACUCUCCCAGUGCAUGACGUGGACCCAGUUCAAGACUUUGCUCCACCUAGUGAUAGUUUUACCCGGGGCCGUUUGUCCCAACCCGAGCAGGCGAAUGCGGUUGGUUAUGGAGCGGCCAGCCCUUCCUGCUGUGAAUACAGCAGACUCAAACUUCGAGAUGAUGACGGUCCCAAGGCUCUACGAUCACCAGAGCACUUGUCCGGUCUGCCCAAUCUCACACCCUGGGAACUGCAACGUGUCCAAGAGAGCUUUAUGAUGCUCUCUCGCUGCGUUGAGGUCCUCACCCUGGUUUUUCAAGCAGGUCUCCGAGACGAUUCUGGUGCUUUUGCCAGUCGGGCGACGGCACAAUACCCACAGAAACUGGCACAAGUAUUUGCCAACCUUGUGGCCCCAUUACUGGACACAUCAGCGUUGGACCUACACUGGUCAUCUUUGGAUGCCCUCAUGCCCACCAAGCAACUGUCGGAUUAUCCAUUUUCGCAAAUCGAUGGGGGUGGAGCUUUUUCCCACCCGGACUGGAGUCAGGAUAAUCGUCAAGAACACGACUGGUUCAAGACUCUUCGUACUUCGUGGAUGAACAGGAUCAUCUCUGAGCGGUUGGAUAAGAUCCUACUUGCGCAUGUGGCUUCGGGCAACCCGUCACCGCCUUUUCGGUGGAAACCCUGA